Perognathus longimembris pacificus (Pacific pocket mouse) is the source of this 3796-nucleotide messenger RNA. RefSeq names its product KH RNA binding domain containing, signal transduction associated 1 (gene Khdrbs1). Gene Ontology annotation, cellular component: nucleus. NCBI's taxonomy places the organism in Eukaryota, Metazoa, Chordata, Mammalia, Rodentia, Heteromyidae. Gene Ontology annotation, biological process: regulation of alternative mRNA splicing, via spliceosome. The transcript is spliced from 9 exons. The record is from RefSeq and is a predicted model, not a curated record. Gene Ontology annotation, molecular function: poly(A) binding; mRNA binding. Bases 198 to 1526 code for a protein of 442 amino acids.
CUCCGCGGAGAAACCCAAGGGCGGUGCCGGUGGCAGGCUGCGCACGCGCGCCGCCCCACUUCCGGUGCUCUCCCUCUUUGGGUCGCUCGGGUCGGCUUCGGUCGCAGUCGCUCCGGCUCUCCCAUCCCCGCCAACCGCCGUCGGGCCUCUGCCGCCGCUGCGUCGCUUCCUCGCUUGCUCGCCUCACAUCCUUCGCGAUGCAGCGCCGGGACGACUCUGCCGCGCGCAUGACCCGGUCCUCGGGCCGCAGCUGCUCCAAGGACCACUCAUGUGCCCACUCCUCGGUGCGUCCGCCGCCGUCACGGCAGCCACCGCCGCCUCACCGGUGCCGGGGAGGAGGAGUCCGGGGGGGCGCCCGGGCCUCGCCCGCCACGCAGCCACCGCCGCUGCUGCCGCCCUCGGCCACGGGCCCAGACGCGACGGUGGGCGGUCCAGCGCCGACCCCGCUGCUGCCCCCCUCGGCCACAGCCUCGGCCAAGAUGGAAACGGAGAACAACAAGUACCUGCCGGAACUCAUGGCCGAGAAGGAUUCACUCGAUCCGUCCUUCACUCACGCCAUGCAGUUGCUGACGGCAGAAAUUGACAAGAUUCAGAAAGGGGACUCAAAAAAGGAUGAUGAAGAGAAUUACUUGGACUUGUUUUCUCAUAAGAAUAUGAAGCUAAAAGAACGGGUGCUGAUACCUGUCAAGCAGUAUCCAAAGUUCAAUUUUGUGGGGAAGAUUCUUGGACCACAAGGAAAUACAAUCAAAAGACUUCAAGAAGAGACGGGUGCAAAGAUCUCUGUUCUGGGAAAAGGCUCAAUGAGAGACAAAGCCAAGGAAGAAGAGCUUCGUAAAGGUGGAGACCCCAAAUAUGCCCACUUGAACAUGGAGCUGCAUGUCUUCAUUGAAGUCUUUGGUCCCCCAUGUGAAGCGUAUGCUCUUAUGGCCCAUGCUAUGGAGGAGGUCAAGAAGUUUCUAGUACCAGAUAUGAUGGAUGAUAUUUGCCAGGAACAGUUUCUAGAGCUGUCCUACUUGAAUGGAGUGCCUGAACCUUCUCGUGGACGUGGGGUGCCAGUAAGAGGUCGAGGAGCUGCACCUCCCCCUCCACCUGUGCCCAGAGGCCGCGGUGUUGUACCACCCCGGGGAGCUUUGGUGCGUGGUACUCCAGUAAGAGGUGCCAUCACCAGAGGUGCCACUGUGUCUCGAGGAGUGCCACCUCUACCUAGUGCAAGGGGUGCUCCAGCACCAAGAGCUCGGACAGCAGGCAUCCAGAGAAUACCUUUGCCUCCACCUCCUGCACCAGAAACAUAUGAAGAAUAUGGAUAUGAUGAUACAUAUGCAGAACAGAGUUAUGAAGGAUAUGAAAGCUAUUACAGCCAGAGCCAAGGGGACUCAGAGUAUUAUGACUAUGGACAUGGGGAGGUUCAAGAUUCUUAUGAAGCUUAUGGCCAAGAUGAUUGGAAUGGGACCAAGCCGGCUCUGAAGGCCCCCCCAGCUAGGCCAGUGAAGGGAGCAUACAGAGAACAUCCGUAUGGACGCUACUAAAAACAAACAGGAGGGGAAAAUAUCAGUUAUGAGCAAAGUUGUUACUGGUUUCUUGUAUCUCCCAGGAUUCCUGUUGCUUUACCCACAACAGACAAGUAAUUGUCUAAGUGUUUUUCUUCGUGGUACCCUUCUUCCCACCUUCCUCCAUUCUUAACUCUGCAUUCUGGCUUCUGUAUGUAGUAUUUUAAAAUGAGUUAAAAUAGAUUUAGGAAUAUCGAAUUAAUUUUUUAAGUGUGUAGAUGCUUUUUCUUUGUUGUUUAAAUAAAAACAGAAGUGUACCUUUUAUAAUAAAAAAAAUAAGUUGAGUAAAAAAAAAACCUGUUAGUUUCAAAAGUGACAUUGCUUGCUUAAAGGUUUUGAAGUAAAGGCUUGUUAACUUUCUUAGUUUUGAUUUGAGGCAUCCCGUAAAGUUGUAGUUGCAGAAUCCCAAACUAGGCUACAUUUCAAAAUUCAGGGCUGUUUAAGAUUUAAAAUCACAGACUAUAAUGGCAGUAGGUGCCACUAUGUAAAAGUGAGCUCAGAUGUCUCUAAAAACAUUUCCUUUAAAAGCACAUGGCGUUUGAAUCUUAAGGUUAAAUUUUAAUAUGAAAGAUCCUCAUGAAUUAAAUAGUUGAUGCAAUUUUUUAAUGUUAAUUGACUUAAAAAACAACAAAAUUAGGUUUGUAAAACUGACUUUUUUCAUUAUGUGGGUUUUGAAAUCUAGCCCCAGACAUACAGUGUUGAGAGAUACUUAGGAGGGGAGGAAUGUAGGAUUUUUAGGAGGUUGUUUUGGGGAAGAGGAGCGGGCUACCCAAAUUGAAUGAUCUUUCAGUAAUAGUUCUAUGAAUAAAAUUUCAGUAUUUUAAAAUACAAAGUAUUCUGUCCAUCUGAGAUUCUGCACUCCAUGAAAAGCUCACUUGGACACUAAAGCCAAAAGCUGAUAGUUUCCAAGAACUUGACAUUGUCAAUACUGAAUUGUUCCCAGGGUAGUUAGUCGAGUAUGUCUCAACACUAGCAUGAUUUAAAAAGGGACACUGCAGCUGAUGAAAAAGGAAUCAAAAUCCACUUUGUACAUAAGUUAAAGUCCUAAUUGGAUUUGUACCGUCCUCCCAUUUUGUUCUCGGAAAAUUAAAUGCUACAUGUGUAAGUCUGCCUAAAUAGGUAGCUUAAACUUAUGUCAAAAUGUCUGCAGCAGUUUGUCAAUAAAGUUUAGUCCUUUUUUAAUCAAAGUAAAUGUGAUGAAUUGUCAUUUUAUUUUUUGGGUGGACAAUAAAAUAGCUUUCUUUUUCAAAUAAACUUAAAUUAACUAAAGUUAAUGGGCUUGUUAAAAGUUGGAGACAUUCUUUAAAAUGGUUGGGAGGGGGAUUUAUUUUAAGUUUUACCAAAAAAAAGUUUAUUGAAGUUGUUAAGUUUUAGUUUAAAAAACAACCAAAGCUUUUUUACCCCCUGGCAGUUAUUGAGAGUCCUAUCAAAUGUUCUAAUCUCUGGAAAGAACCCUAGCUGACCAAAAAUUGGUUUUCAUACAUAACUAUUGUAUUUAAUGUGCCAGCCACCCUAACUAAUGCCUUCUGUAUGCUCCUAGGUGAUCCUAAAGAGGGACACCAAUUCAUUGAGCCCCCAAAGGGUUACACUUGCCUUUAGAUAGGACAAUUCAGCAACUCUGGGUUCCUUAAGGGCUUCCCUCUCAAUCUACAAAUGCUGUUAAUUCAGCUGCCCUAGGAUGCAAUCUGGCUCAAUAGGCUGGCCCUGACCUCCCUCCUGUGCCACCACCGAGAGGACUUGAUGGAACUGGUUGGCCCCAUUUCCACUCCUCUGCUAAUUCUCAAGAGUUCUCAUUCUCAUGCCUUCCCUGAGAGCCACCUAAACUGCUCGGGGGUGAAAAAUCCUCUUGUAUGAAGUGCAAAGCUGCCUGCAGCAGUGCAUGAUGGACUUUUUUUUUCUUUUUAAAAAACACCAACAAAAAAAAUGUAUUUAUAGAUUGUGAUAAAGUGUAAAUAACUGAAUUCUCAACCAUGGUUUGAAGUCAGCUUUCAGGGCAUUAUGUCUUGUUUUGAUGAAAAGAGAUCACUCUAUACCCCCCUUUUUAAAGGAAAAUUAUCGCAAGAGAAUCAGGAUGUGUAAAGCUAACAUGCAUCGCAAAAAACCAAAGGUAACCUAAAUGUCUGAUUUUAAUAGCACAUAUUUCUCUUUUAUAAUAAACUGUGACAGCAACUUGCAUAAACAAAUCUUUAGCUGUUAAUUUUAACGUUAAAACUUUGCAAAACUUGUUUAAUAAAAAAUAGCUGUAAAAA